Cajanus cajan (pigeon pea) is the source of this 783-nucleotide messenger RNA. The record is from RefSeq and is a predicted model, not a curated record. NCBI's taxonomy places the organism in Eukaryota, Viridiplantae, Streptophyta, Magnoliopsida, Fabales, Fabaceae.
AUGGCCACACAUUUAAGAGCUCACAACAUUUGGAGCUUUGUUGAACCGGGAUUAGCAGAAGGAGCUGAUGAUAUUGCUAGAAGAAGAGACCAAUUGGCGUUGUCACAAAUUCACCAAGGAGUAGAUUAUUCCAUUUUUGGAAAAAUUGCAAAUGCCAAAACUGCCAAAGAAGCGUGGAAUAUUUUGAAGUUGUCAUAUAAAGGUGUAGAGAAAGCUCAAAAAUCCAAGUUGCAAUCUUUGCGAAGGGAAUAUGAAAGAUAUGAAAUGUCGAAUUCUGAAUCCGUGGAACAAUAUUUUUCACGAGUUACAGAUCUCGUCAACAAAAUGAGAGUAUAUGGAGAAGAUAUUCCUGAAAGCAAGGUGGUGGAGAAAAUUCUACGCACCAUGCCGAUGAAGUUUGAUCAUGUGGUGACUGCAAUAAUAGAGUCCCACGACACAGACAUCAUGACAGUUGCAAAAUUGCAAGGUAGCAUUGAAAGUCAUGUGAGUAGAAUCUUGGAGAAAACUGAAAAAGGAAAUGAAGAAGCAUUGAAAAGCCAGGUGAAUUUUACCAACAUAGCAGAACCCAGCCGACGUGAAGACAGUAAAGGUCGUGAAGGUGGAAAUAUAAAUUUCAGAGGCCACCUAAUCAAGGAAGAGGUGGACACAAUGUCAGAUCUACCAACCGUGGAAGAGGAAGAGGCAGCUUCACCAACCAGGAGAGGACAAAUUUCAAUUGCUACCACUGUGGAAAGUUCGGGCACAGAGCUGCAGAUUGUAGAUUCAAACAACAAGCAAAUAUAG